Molecule: messenger RNA, 3499 nt
Organism: Hipposideros armiger (great roundleaf bat)
Lineage: Eukaryota; Metazoa; Chordata; Mammalia; Chiroptera; Hipposideridae
Gene: PDZD4
Product: PDZ domain containing 4
Exons: 9
Coding region: 908-2929 (673 amino acids)
Molecular function (GO): protein binding
Source: RefSeq, a predicted model, not a curated record
AAGGGAGGCGUGCGGCCCACGGCCCCUGACGCCCCCAUUGGCCCGGCGCGCCCCCGCGCCUCCUGGGGGGCCGUAGCCAAGCAACGCCUGGCGCGCCCGCCCAUCCCCCGCUGUCCUUUUUUUCCUGCCCGGGUGCGAGGGAGCAUGCCCGCGCCUGAUCUCUGCCAGCUAAGAGUUAACCCGAGGGGCGUGGAGCUGCCCCUCCCUUGGGGGCGUGCCCCCCUCCCCCGCUAGGCGGCCCGCCCCCCGCGCUAGGGUAUGGCACCCGGCCCCGGCCCGGGACCCGAGGUCCCGCGCACGGACCAGUGAAAGGCGUCUUCCCGUUCCCGCCCUCCUUCCUUCGCCGGCCAGCACCAUGGGAUGUAAUAUGUGCGUGGUUCAGAAACCGGAGGAGCAGUACAAAGUGAUGCUUCAGGUAAACGGGAAGGAGCUCUCCAAGCUGUCUCAGGAGCAAACCUUGGAGGCUCUGCGCUCCUCCAAGGAGCCCCUGGUGAUCCAGGUGCUGAGACGAAGCCCCCGCCUCCGGGGGGACAGCUCCUGCCAUGACCUGCAGCUGGUGGACAGUGGCACUCAGACUGACAUCACCUUCGAGCAUAUCAUGGCGCUGGGCAAGCUGCGCCCGCCCACCCCACCCAUGGUCAUCCUGGAGCCGUACGUCCUGUCUGAGCUGGCCAAGGCAGGACCAUCCUGGGACCUCGCUGCUGGAAGGUUGAGGUCCUCAGCUCCUCCUCCUCCAUCCUCUCUCUUCUGCCGCCCCAUCGUCUUCUGCCUCACAAGCAUCACCCCUUGAAUCUUCUUGCAUCCUUGUCUGUCUCAUCCCUCUCCCUGCUCUGAACUUCCUCCAUCUCUUCGGCUUCUUUCUUUGGCCCACUUGGACGAAGGGCCUCUCAUCCAGGCCUGGUGGCUCAUGACUGUCCCCCCCAUCAGCCAUGAGUAUUAUGACCCAGCGGAGUUCAUGGAGGGAGGUCCACAGGAGGCAGAUCGAAUGGACGAGCUGGAGUAUGAGGAGGUGGAGCUGUAUAAAGCCAGCCACCGUGACAAGCUGGGCCUGAUGGUUUGCUACCGCACUGAUGACGAGGAGGACCUGGGCAUCUAUGUUGGAGAGGUGAAUCCCAACAGCAUUGCAGCCAAAGAUGGCAGGAUCCGUGAGGGAGAUCGAAUCGUCCAGAUAAACGGUGUGGACGUCCAGAACCGGGAAGAGGCAGUGGCCAUCCUGAGCCAGGAGGAGAACACCAACAUCUCCCUGCUGGUCGCCCGGCCUGAGAGCCAGCUGGCAAAGCGAUGGAAAGACAGUGACCGGGAUGACUUCCUGGAUGACUUGGGCUCAGAGAAUGAAGGGGACCUGCGUGUGCAGAAGCUGAAAUCCCCGCCUGCCCAGCAGCUUGGAAAUGAAGAGGAACAAGGGGCCCCCAAUGUGGGCCCAGGCCUGAGCAACAGCCAGGAGCUGGACAGUGGGGUGGGCCGGACUGAUGAGAGCACCCGAAAUGAGGAGAGCUCUGAGCAUGACCUGCUGGGGGACGAGCCCCCGAGCACCACCAACACGCCCGGGACCCUGCGCAAGUUUGGCCUGCAAGGGGACGCCCUGCAGAGCCGGGACUUCCACUUCAGCAUGGACUCCCUGCUGGCUGAAGGGGCCGGGCUGGGGGGUGGUGAUGUCCCUGGCCUCACGGAUGAGGAGUACGAACGCUACCGGGAGCUGCUGGAGAUCAAGUGCCACCUGGAGAAUGGCAACCAGCUGGGCCUUCUCUUUCCCCGGGCCUCUGGUGGCAACAGCGCCCUGGAUGUCAACCGCAAUGAGAGCCUGGGCCACGAGAUGGCCAUGCUGGAGGAGGAGCUACGGCACCUGGAGUUCAAAUGCCGAAACAUCCUGCGGGCGCAGAAGAUGCAGCAGCUGCGGGAGCGCUGCAUGAAGGCUUGGCUGCUGGAGGAAGAGAGCCUUUAUGAGCUGGGGGCCAGUGAGCCCAAGAAGCACGAGCUGUCCGACAUCUCCGAGCUGCCGGAGAAGUCUGACAAGGACAGCACCAGCGCCUAUAACACGGGGGAGAGCUGUCGCAGCACCCCGCUGCUCACUGAGCCCCUGCCAGAGAGCCCCCUGAGGCGGGCCGCUGCUGGCAACUCCAACUUGAACCAGACCCCCUCUGGCCAUCCUGUCGCCACCCACACCAAGGCAGCUCCUCCACAGGGGAGCCCCUCCAAGUUCCGAUCCCUCUCCCGGGAUCCUGAGGUGGGUCGGAGACAGCACUCAGAGGACCGUGUCCGCCGCAGCCCUAAGACAGGGGUGACCCUGGAGCGCGUGGGCCCUGAGGGCAGCCCUUACCUCUCACGGCGCCACCGAGGCCAGGAGAGCGAGCACUACCACAGUUGUGUGCAGCUGGCCCCGCCACGUGGCCUGGAGGAGCUGGGCCAAGGUCCCUUGAGUUUGGCUGGCGGCCCUCGGGUGGGUGGAGCAGCAGCAGCAGCAGCUGCCACCGAAGCACCCCGCAUGGAGUGGAAGGUCAAGGUGCGAAGUGAUGGGACCCGCUAUGUGGCCAAGCGGCCUGUGCGGGAUCGCCUCCUAAAAGCCCGGGCCCUGAAGAUCCGGGAAGAGCGCAGCGGCAUGACCACUGAUGACGAUGCGGUGAGCGAGAUGAAGAUGGGCCGCUACUGGAGCAAGGAGGAGCGGAAGCAGCACCUGAUCCGGGCCCGGGAGCAGCGGAAGCGGCGCGAGUUCAUGAUGCAGAGCCGGCUAGAGUGCCUGAGAGAGCAGCAGAACGCUGACAGCAAGGCUGAGCUCAACAUCAUUGCCUUGAGCCACCGCAAAACCAUGAAGAAGCGGAACAAGAAGAUCCUGGACAACUGGAUCACCAUCCAGGAGAUGCUGGCCCACGGCACUCGCUCGGCUGACGGCAAGCGGGUCUACAACCCUCUGCUCUCAGUCACCACUGUCUGAGCCACCUAAAUGGGAGCCCGGCUGUGCUCCAGGGUGGGCCCUCUGCUCCGACCCAGGUCCAGUGAGCCUCCAGGGACCCUGCCCCCUGCUCUCACUUAGAAUCUAGUGUGUGUCUGUGUGUGUGUGUGUGCGCACCGGACUUUGUUACCAGAGAGAAGCCCCGAGGAGAAGGGGCACCCCUUCAGCUCUGUGCACAUGUGUGUGCCACACGAGCCCAGGCACAUGCACGUGUGCACACACACACACACACACACUCCUACCGAGCUCUCUCUGCGCGGGUACAUGGAGACGGGGAAGUUGAGCUGAAAAGGAUUUAAAAAAAGAGGAUUGUCCGAAGCACAAGAGAAUGUCCUGCUUCGAGCUGAGCACAGCUUCUCCCCCUGCUGGGAGCCUCCACUGUUUGUAGACAAAGGCAACCCUGAUUUUUCGUGGUUUUUCUCCCUUUCUGUGCUUGCCACUUGUUUUUCUGUCUUGUGGACCUGCCCUGGGGGCUGGCAGCUCCUUCAGACAGCCUGUCAAAGGUGGAACCCCCCUGUGAGGGCUGGGAAGGAGAUGGGUGGGGGGAAGGAA